GGAAAGACCUAUAAUAAUUAAAAUAAAAUAUAACAUUACGAAUUCUUCAUAAAUGUUCAUUACAGUUUCAUCAUACAUAGAGUUUCAUCGUGUUCGUGAGUAAUGAAAUGGUUGAUUGGCCCUCGAUUAAUAUGCAUGUACAGGGUGGUCCAGGUGGUAAAAUUAAAAAAUCCAAAUUUUUCGGCUCCUAGGAAGAAUUUUUUAAUUUUGGGGAGAGCUCAAAUGAAAGUUUAGAACGUAAGGAAUUAAUCGAGAUAAGUUCUAUUUAAAUAUUCUCCCUGGUUUCUUAGUCAUAAGAAUCUGAAGCAGAGGAAUUAGGAAGGCCAAGCAGAUCUAUAAAAAUGAAACAUAUAAAAAUGCAUAUAGAAGAAGAAGAAUUUGAAGAUGAUGAGCUUACUGAUGCAAAAAGUGAAGCUGGUGGAAAUGCCGGAUGGGCAGAUGCUAUGCAAAAAAUUCUACGGACAAAAAAGCCAAAACGUAGGAAAACAAUAGUUUUAUCAAAAGCAAAAAGGUUAUACGAUGUGAAAGAUGAAAAAGAUAAAGAAAAGUUGUCAUUUGAAAUUGAGAAAGAGAAAAGGGAAAUAAAAACAGAGGAAUUAGAAGGAGCAGAUGCUAAUGUUAAAAAACCACGAAUAAAAGAAAGGAGGAAAGAAAAAAGUUUAGGUAUUAGAGUAAAACCAAGCAUCACGGACAGAGAGCGUGAAAGGACAUUACAAAAGAUUGCUACAAAAGGUGUAGUACAACUAUUCAAUGCAGUUAAACAACAACAAGGUGAGAUUAACAAAAAAUUAUCAGAAGCUGGACCAUUAGAAAGAAAACGCGAUGAAGUAUUGAGAAAUAUCGAUAAGACUGUAUUCUUGGAUGUUCUUAUGGGAGGAAGUAAAAGUAUACCAGUAGAUAAUGAUGUAAAAAAUGAAACGCAAGAAAAUGGAAAGCAUAAAAAGAAGAAGGAGAAGGAAAUUUGGAAUGUGCUGAGAGAUGAUUUUGUAAUGGGAACGAAAUUGAAGGAUUGGGAUCGGGAAGACAUGGAUGAAGAUUCUUCGGCCCCUGAAGACGUAGAUAGUGACAAUUAAAUUGUAAAAAAAUAUAAAAUACCGAUACAUAUGUGAGAAAUGAUUCGUGCAAAAUUAAUUUAAAGGUAUGCUACUAUCACUCGUCGAUUCAUGAUGACGAUUAAAGAGUAUCCUUUAAUUAAAUUAUUACGAGUAAAAUUUUACCUCUAUUUUAA
Molecule: messenger RNA, 1228 nt
Organism: Bombus huntii
Lineage: Eukaryota; Metazoa; Arthropoda; Insecta; Hymenoptera; Apidae
Product: RRP15-like protein
Exons: 5
Coding region: 342-1073 (243 amino acids)
Biological process (GO): maturation of 5.8S rRNA; maturation of LSU-rRNA
Cellular component (GO): preribosome, large subunit precursor
Source: RefSeq, a predicted model, not a curated record